AUGCCGCUGCGCCUCGAGAUCGACAAGGGCCUCAAGACGCGGUCCAUCCGCGUCAAGAGCGUCGCCUUCCACCCGACCGAGCCGUGGGUGCUAAGCGGCCUCUACGAUGGCACGGCCACGAUCUGGAACUACGAGACCGAAGAGCUCGUCAAGUCGUUUGAAGUGAGCUCGCUGCCCGUGCGCAGCGUGCAAUUCGUUGCGCGCAAGCAGUGGAUUGUGGCCUCGGGCGAUGACAUGCACCUCACGGUCUUCAACUACAACACCAUGGCCAAGGUCGUCAGCGUCGAGGCGCACCACGACUUUGUCCGGUACGUCGAGGUGCACCCGAUCUUGCCCAUUCUCCUCACGUGCUCGGACGACAUGGCGGUCAAGAUGUGGGACUGGGAUAAGAACUGGCUGUGCACGCGCGUCUUUGAGGGCCACGGCAGCUACGUCAUGAUGGCCAAGUUCAACCCGAAGGAUACCAACACGUUUGCGACCGCGGGCUUUGAUGGCACG
Messenger RNA from Saprolegnia parasitica CBS 223.65, 498 nucleotides. RefSeq lists its product as hypothetical. Gene Ontology annotation, biological process: intra-Golgi vesicle-mediated transport; retrograde vesicle-mediated transport, Golgi to endoplasmic reticulum; intracellular protein transport. The annotation marks the transcript as partial. The record is from RefSeq and is a predicted model, not a curated record. NCBI's taxonomy places the organism in Eukaryota, Oomycota, Saprolegniomycetes, Saprolegniales, Saprolegniaceae. Gene Ontology annotation, cellular component: COPI vesicle coat. Gene Ontology annotation, molecular function: protein binding. The transcript has 2 exons.